AUGACUGCGUCGCUGUCGUCGGCGGAUCACCUGGCAAAAUACUAUGGGUUACACGGCAAAACCUGCCUGGUAACCGGGGGCACCCUCGGGAUCGGCCGGGCUGUGGUAGAGGAAUUCGCAAUCCUGGGAGCCAGGGUCUUCACGUGUGCCCGCAAGGCCGAUGCUCUGGAGAGCCUCCUGUCGGACUGCAAGGCCAAGGGCUGGAGCGUGGAGGGGAUCACGGCGGAUGUGGCUACACCCGAGGGCAGGGAGUCGGUCAUGAAGGCGGCGUCAGCAGCAUUAGGCGGACGCAUCGAUGUGCUGGUCAACAACGUUGGCACCAACAUCAGGAAGUCCACGCUGGACUACACCCCCGCCGACUUUGAGCGUAUGAUUGCAGUGAACCUGGAGAGCGCCUUUGCCCUCUCCCAGGCUGUGCACCCGUUCAUGAAGGCCGCGGGCGGCGGCGUGAUCAUCAUGAUCUCCUCGGUGGCUGGCGGCCCCGUUGCGAUGAAGUCGGGGGCGGUGUACGGCCUGACCAAGGCCUCCCUGAACCAAAUUGUGAUGAACUUUGCCUGCGAAUGGGCUUCAGACGGCAUCCGGGCCAUCUCAGUCGCACCCUGGUACACCGACACCCCGCUGGUGGAGAACCUGCUGGGGGACAAGGAGCUGCUGCAGCAGAUCCUCUCCAGGACGCCGCUCGGCAGGGUGGCGCAGCCUGAGGAGGUGGCGCGGGUGGUGGCAUUUGCGGCCUCCCCAGCGGCCAGCUACAUCACCGGACAAACGCUGCGUGUGGAUGGAGGCUACAGUGCGAUGGGUCUUUACUAG
This is a messenger RNA of Auxenochlorella protothecoides, 807 nucleotides long. Its product is annotated as Tropinone reductase-like protein. NCBI's taxonomy places the organism in Eukaryota, Viridiplantae, Chlorophyta, Trebouxiophyceae, Chlorellales, Chlorellaceae. The transcript has 4 exons. The record is from RefSeq and is a predicted model, not a curated record. Gene Ontology annotation, molecular function: oxidoreductase activity. The coding region runs from base 1 to 807 and encodes 268 amino acids.